This is a messenger RNA of Ambispora gerdemannii, 966 nucleotides long. The record is from the annotation of a GenBank genome assembly. Lineage: Eukaryota; Fungi; Glomeromycota; Glomeromycetes; Archaeosporales; Ambisporaceae.
GAUGCAUUCGGAAUGUCAUCAUCAUUCACUUCUUUCCUUCAAAUCGUUGAGAAUUGUGACAACUUUCCAUAUCCCAAUAGUUCCAAUUUUCCUACAGAACUCUUUAAUGCUGUUCCAUUAACUUUAAAUAAAACCAAAAUUGGCAUUCUAUUACCUUCUACGGUUGAUACAUUAAGAGAGUAUAACAGUCGUCUCAACCCGGCUCCUUUAGAAAUUAAAGAAAAAUAUGUCACUUUUUCAGCGCAUAUAACCAAUUUCCAAGAACGUACAGAAGCAGUGAAACAAUUAUUUGAUACUUGGAGGUCUGAGAAAAAAUUUGCUGCUUUGGAAGGUUGGCGAGAUGAGCUAUAUCCAGUUUAUGGAGACAUCAAUUAUCCUUCUAAUGUGGCUUUUGUCAUGGAACGCGCAGCCACCCCCAUUUUCGGUAUUCCAACUUUUGGAGUCCAUUUGAAUGGAUACAUCAAAACUCCAGAAGGAAAGAUCAAAAUGUGGAUUGCUAAGCGUGCAUCGACUAAACCCACAUGGCCUGGAAGAUUGGAUAAUACGAUUGCUGGUGGUAUAACUUACCAACUUUCUAUCAAUGAAACUAUUGCAAAAGAGGCAAUGGAAGAAGCAUCUAUACCCGCCAAUAUCGCGAGCACAGCAGUACCAACAGGAGCAAUUACGUAUUUUACUGUUACAAAACUUGGGCUUCAACCAGAAACUCAAUAUAUAUAUGAUUUGGAGUUUCCCGUAGAUAUACAGCCAAAACCUUUAGAUGACGAGGUUGAAUGCUUUUAUUUGUUGGAUGUUGAUGAGGUCAAAAAAAAUCUAUUAGAAGGAAAAUUCAAACCUAACUGUGCAUUAGCCGUUAUUGAUUUUUUUAUUCGGCAUUCUGUAAUAACACCCGACAAAGAACCUGAUUACAUUGAAAUUUUGACUAGAAUACAUAGAAAACUUGAAUUUCCAGGCCCAAAAACGAUUUAG